Molecule: messenger RNA, 1343 nt
Organism: Gracilinanus agilis (Agile Gracile Mouse Opossum)
Lineage: Eukaryota; Metazoa; Chordata; Mammalia; Didelphimorphia; Didelphidae
Gene: HARBI1
Product: harbinger transposase derived 1
Exons: 2
Coding region: 1-1047 (348 amino acids)
Source: RefSeq, a predicted model, not a curated record
AUGGCUAUCCCAAUAACAGUUCUGGACUGUGACCUCCUGCUUUAUGGUCGAGGUCACCGAACAUUGGAUCGCUUUAAGUUGGAUGAUGUGACUGAUGAAUACCUUAUGGCCAUGUAUGGGUUUCCACGACAGUUCAUUUACUACUUGGUGGAUCUUCUGGGAGCGAGUCUUUCUCGACCCACUCAACGGUCCAGGGCCAUCAGCCCAGAGACCCAGAUCCUUGCAGCUCUGGGCUUUUACACUUCUGGCUCUUUCCAGACCCGGAUGGGAGACACCAUUGGAAUCAGCCAAGCCUCAAUGAGCCGCUGUGUUGCCAAUGUCACUGAAGCCUUGGUGGAAAGGGCCUCCCAAUUCAUCCACUUCCCGACAGAUGAAACAUCCAUUCAGAAUAUGAAAGAUGAAUUCUAUGGACUAGCGGGAAUGCCAGGGGUGAUUGGAGUAGUUGACUGUAUCCAUGUAGGGAUCAAGGCUCCCAAUGCUGAAGAUCUCUCCUAUGUGAACAGGAAGGGUCUACACUCUUUAAACUGCCUGAUGGUGUGUGACAUUCGGGGGUCCCUGCUCAACGUGGAGACAAACUGGCCAGGCAGCCUGCAGGACUGGGCUGUGGUGCAGCAGUCAGCCUUGAGGAGUCAGUUUGAAGCAGGGAUGUACAAAGACUGCUGGCUCCUGGGUGAUAGCUCCUUCUUUCUUCGCACCUGGCUCAUGACCCCACUUCAUAUUCCGGGAACCCCUGCAGAAUAUCGCUAUAAUAUGGCUCAUUCAGCAACUCACAAUGUAAUCGAGAAGACAUUCAGGACCAUCCAGUCGAGAUUCCGUUGCCUGGAUGGAUCCAAGGGAGCCCUGCAGUACUCUCCAGAAAAGUCCAGUCACAUCAUCUUAGCUUGCUGUGUGCUCCACAACAUUUCCCUGGAACACGGAAUGGAUGUGUGGUCUUCUCCAGGAACAGGACAUAUGGAGCAGCCAGAAGAAGAACGCGAACACAUGGAGGCCUUGGACUCGGAAGCUGACCGUGUUCGCCAGGAGCUGGUGCUCACUCACUUUAGCUAAUCAGAAGUGGAGGAGGGGGCUGUCCAGCAGGAGCUGUAAAAAGCUUGUCCAAGUCACCUGGCUGCUUCCACUAGUGUGAGGACUCUUCUUGUUAAAAGUCUGUGUGUUAGGGGAUGCUGGGCCUUUGCCAGGAUAUCAGUUUAUCUGCAAAUUUAGUAACUAAAUCAAGAUCACAGUUCUAGCCAUUCUGGUGAAAUCCAUUCAUUUUAAAACUAAAUGGUUGGCAAAAGCUAACAUGUUUAUAUACAGAGUAAAAGGGGAAGCUAUAACAGUUCAAUUCAAACCAAAAUGCUACU